Molecule: messenger RNA, 696 nt
Organism: Laetiporus sulphureus 93-53
Lineage: Eukaryota; Fungi; Basidiomycota; Agaricomycetes; Polyporales; Laetiporaceae
Exons: 3
Coding region: 112-453 (113 amino acids)
Source: RefSeq, a predicted model, not a curated record
ACGGGGACCAGCGUACCCAACUUGCGUCCUGGUCAUAUCCGUAGGCACAUUCGAUGCGACUGUAGCCCUGACUCCUAGGCCUUGUCCGCGGCCGGAUCGUUUUCAAGCACUAUGCUUUUCAUGUUCUCUUUGUCUCUGUUCGGCUCUCUCGUGCUCUGCUGUCUGUUCUUCCCAUCACUGUGGGCAACAAUCACGGGCGGGGAGGAGUUGCUGGAUGCGCAUGAGACUGGGAUUGCCUUGGUCGCCUCUCGUACUCCAUUCCGCGAGACCGGUCCACCGGCAUGUAUGGCUAAGUUGAUCAUGAUGAGACAUAAGAUCAACCAGGACAAGACACGGCGACGUUGCAGUCGCUCCCGUCAAGCAUCAUAUACAUACCCUAUCUCUCCUUCCCGUCCGGCACGCGACUCUCCUUGGAUACGGUUUGGGAGAAUACGUGGAAAGCAGAACUACUAAUGCGUCUAUUGUUCACCUUGUCCCGCAUACCGAGGUUCCACUAUACCCAGAAUUAGAGUACUAUUGACUUAGGAGGUUCUGAAGGAUUAAUGUCUGAUCGCACGACGCGUCUGGUGAAAGUUCGUGACUGCUCUCAGCUUGGGUAUGCUUGCUGGUUAUUUAUGAUAUGGAUUCAAUUUACAAGAGUUGCGGUAACUAGAACACUGAGAAUCUAUCACGGAUGUUUCUUCGUCGCGAAGCCCG